AUCAAGAUGGCACUGCGUUUAGUAACGAAAUAAUGUAAUCAAGAUGGGGAAUGGGUGGAAUACGUCGUCAACCUGGUUCUAACGAUAACGUAACACACAUCCACGUGUUGCAGGCCUUCGGAGGAGGCCUAGCAGGAGGCGUGAUGCGAAGCUGUACACAUCCUCUCGACGUGCUGAAGUUACGCAUGCAGAUGCAAGUGGGUCGCCAUUCGACGAGAAAGUACCGCGGCAUUCUGCACGGCAUUAGGACGUUGUACGUCGAGGAGGGAAUGCGAGGCUUAGUGCGGGGCCACAAUACAAGCCAGGUGAUGGGCAUCACACAGGGUCUCGUACAAUUCUGGUCGUAUGAGCAAUUAUCCGCACUAUCCCGAAAAGCCUCGUAUUUUAAAGAGCACACCUUCCAGAGGCACUUUCUCUGUGGCGGCAUCGCUGGAUGCUUCUCCUGUACGGCGGCCUACCCGUUCGACGUAGUGCGUGCACAAGUGAUGGCAUCCGAUCUUGUAACGGCCCGCUCAAUGAUCCAAGGAUUUCGGCACGUAUACGCUAUGAAAGGAUGGAAUGGAUUCACGCGCGGUUUGCCCUUCGCCCUGAUCGAGACCUUUCCGCUGAUGGGCUUUAAGUUCCUUUUUUAUAAGUACCUAAACGCCCUGACGAUGUCCGUGCAGCAGAAAAAAAAGAUGGACAUUCACGGUGGCUCUUUACUCGUAAACGCAGCAGUGGCCGGUGGUACAGCGAAGAUAGUAGUUUACCCCGUUGAUUUGCUCAAAAAGCGCAUCCAACUCCAGACGUUUAAGCAAGACCUGGGGAGUUCCUGCCAUCAUCCCCAUUGUCCCACAUUUCUGCAGUGUAUCGUCAGUACGCUCCAGAAUGAGGGCGUGCGAGGAUUCUACAAGGGCCUGACGCCCACCGUGCUCAGAUCCAUGCUGGCCAACGCCAUUUAUUUCAGCAUCUACGAUCUGUUUAGCCACCAGUUCAUUGAUCCACUCCAACAUUCGGAGAACUCUUAAAGGACAUAGGUCACGGGUCGUAUUUACACAUUCCCCUUCUAAAAAACUGGACAGGGAGUGAAAAGGAAAAAAAAUUGUGUAAAAUAAAAAUAUGUAUUUUUGAUAGAAAAUUAUGAUAUGUAUGUAAUUCAAUAUAUCUUUCGACGCCG
Messenger RNA from Drosophila serrata, 1156 nucleotides. Its product is annotated as mitochondrial thiamine pyrophosphate carrier-like. The record is from RefSeq and is a predicted model, not a curated record. NCBI's taxonomy places the organism in Eukaryota, Metazoa, Arthropoda, Insecta, Diptera, Drosophilidae. Gene Ontology annotation, biological process: transmembrane transport.